GUGAGGCCUGGACUUCCGCUGGAGCCUGAGCUUCCGGCAGCUCGAGCGGCGGCCCUUGGCGGCUCCGUGGUUUUUGCCCUCCUUCCCUCUCCCUCCACCUCCGCCCCUGCCCCUGAUACCCCCCCCCUCCCGCCUCCGCUCGCAAAGAUGAUGUCGCUGGAUUUUCUCAACGAUGUGCGGCGGAUGAACAAGCGGCAGUUGUACUAUCAGGUCUUGAAUUUUGGUAUGAUCGUGUCUUCUGCGCUGAUGAUCUGGAAAGGAUUAAUGGUUCUGACUGGAAGUGAAAGUCCAAUUGUAGUCGUACUCAGUGGGAGUAUGGAACCUGCCUUCCACAGAGGUGACCUUCUGUUCCUGACCAACCGCAUAGAAGAUCCCAUCCGAGUUGGCGAGAUUGUGGUUUUCAGAAUUGAAGGACGAGAAAUUCCAAUAGUACACAGAGUGCUGAAAAUUCAUGAGAAGGAAAAUGGAGACAUCAAGUUCUUGACGAAAGGUGACAACAAUUCUGUUGAUGACCGAGGCUUGUACAAACAGGGACAACACUGGCUAGAGAAGAAGGAUGUAGUGGGACGUGCACGUGGGUUUGUACCUUACAUAGGUAUAGUGACCAUUUUGAUGAAUGACUAUCCAAAAUUCAAGUAUGCGGUACUUGUUCUGCUGGGGCUCUUUGUCCUUGUGCAUCGAGAGUGAAGAAUGGAUGGAGUUUGUCCAAGGAUAUUAGUCAAACCAAAAGUUUAAAAUGAAGAAAAUUACUGGCAGGCGUGCAAUUUUCCAGCUAUUUCCAUGGAUUUUUGCUUUCUGCCGCAUGGUGAUUGUGUUUUUAUUGAAGAUCAGUACUGUAGGAAUGUUCACAAGUAAUGGACUGAAAUAUGUCGCCUUGCACACACAAACAUUCCCCAUUACUUUUACUUUUUGUUUUCUGAAUCUAAACUUAUACUGCAACCUGGAGUUGGUUAGUCAUUUAGUUGGGGUGGGGAAGUGCGCAGAUGGGCAGGCAAGGAGGUGAUGGAAGCCACGUGGGUCAGUGCCAGUUUGUAUAUUGCAACUUUAUAUCUUGGCACUUAUUUUUGUUUGCUGCCGCUGUUUCAAUCUAAAUACAAAUUGGAGUGCAUAGUAGGUUUGUGGUAUUGGUCAGGAAGCAGGCCACCUCCCCAUACACUUUAUCAGCAAAUCCAAGAAACAUUGUGUCCAUGAAACCUCCAAUAUCUCUAACCAAAGCGUACACAAUACAAUAAAUGGCUGGCAGCAGCAGUUGAAACCCAAAGACGCAACAAAAACAGUGAUUAGGCCAGUGAACUGUGUGCGAAUCCAAACAUGGAGUCACAUAGAGAAUCCUACUUUGAACCCAUUUGGAGGGGGAUUUGAAGCUUGCCCAGAUUCUCAAUCUUCAUUGCAGAUUAAAAGUAUGAAAUGCCAAAUAUUGGACUGAUACGUAGAUAGGUAAACUGUGAUAUGCUGGGCAGUUGGGAAUAACUCUGCUUCCAGUUCACCUGCUGUCUUUAUCUUUUUGAUCACUUUAAAUAAGAUGAAGGUGAAAUACGUGUAUAAUUCUUUGUAUUUCAUGUCUAAACUGUGGAGAUGUUGUUUUCUUCAUAUCGUAUCCAAACCUUUUGACAACAAUAAUAAUGCUUGGCUAUGAAAAAGUUUGGUGAGUAAAGAUUUGAUAUCCUUCAUCCAGAGGUAGUCCUGAUUAUCAUUAUGUCCAUCACAACUUACAAAUUUUUCAAGUUUUAAAUGUGAGGCUGUGUGUACAUUCUGCAUUUGUGCUGAAAUGCUGUCACCUGGGUUGGAUGAAUCUUUAUAGUUGGGAGGUGAAGUGACAUUGGUAAGUUGUAACCAAGAAAAUUAUAGGAACUCACCUCCCCAUCUCUGGAAGGCUACGCUAUCCAAUAAAGUCUUACUGAGAAAUCCUCAUACUGCCUUGUGUAGCUGCUUGUCUUGCAGUGAUUAGUAAUGCGCUAUCCCAUCAGUACUUCUCUCAUGUUAAACAUUUUGGACAGACCUAGCUUAAGUCUGUUUAGUAGUUUUACUUUCACGUUUGACAUUGUAUGAAGUGCCUGCUCAUCUUCAUUUGUCACACCAUCCUCAUUCCCCACCCCACAACUGUUGACUUUUGUUGUUUUAAAGCACUGAUUGUGAAAAUUGCCCAUUUUUGUUUUUCUGGAAGUGGAUCUGGCAUACUUUAAGUAGUUGGAAAUUUUAAAUUGGUAAUUGCUAAGACUUUUUUGUUUUCUGGGAACUUGUUAUUGGGAAAAACUCAACUUCCAUACUUCAUUUACAGUUGAAAUAAAAAUCAUUGAAGUUUUGCUUUUGAACUGCAAUCAGGUAUUUCCAGCACACUGUUCAGGGAGUAGAAUUCCUUUGUUUUCAUGAAACAUUUACAAUGCUGGAGAAACUCCGUGGGUCUGACUGCCUCAAUGGAGAGAGAAAGAGAUUUAAUGUUUCAAGUCCUGUAUGACUGUUCAGAAGGACUCAGUUCUGAAAAGUUAUACCUGGCCUGUCAACGUUGAUGCUUAUUUUCAUUCUGUCCACAGAUGCUGCCAAACCUGCUGAUUUUCUCCAGCAUUCUGGGUUAGUUUCAGAUUUCCAGCGCCUGCAGUAUUUGCCUUUAUCUCCUUGUUUACACGGUGGAUUAGAUCCAAUCUGCCGUGUGUGGUUAAAUUGUGGAGUACUUAGCCCUGUAUCCCCACAGAAUUAAUUAUCUUGUUAGAGUCGUGGGAAUUCAUAAUUUGAAUAAAAUUUCUAAAAAUUA
This is a messenger RNA of Stegostoma tigrinum, 2749 nucleotides long. RefSeq names its product SEC11 homolog A, signal peptidase complex subunit (gene sec11a). The coding region runs from base 148 to 687 and encodes 179 amino acids. Gene Ontology annotation, molecular function: serine-type endopeptidase activity. NCBI's taxonomy places the organism in Eukaryota, Metazoa, Chordata, Chondrichthyes, Orectolobiformes, Stegostomatidae. The transcript has 6 exons. Gene Ontology annotation, cellular component: signal peptidase complex; membrane. The record is from RefSeq and is a predicted model, not a curated record.